Messenger RNA from Spirometra erinaceieuropaei, 216 nucleotides. The record is from the annotation of a GenBank genome assembly. NCBI's taxonomy places the organism in Eukaryota, Metazoa, Platyhelminthes, Cestoda, Diphyllobothriidea, Diphyllobothriidae.
AUGGUCGUCCUCGGUCGCGCACACCGUCAACACCAGGUCUGGUUCGAUGACAAAGACACAGCCAUUAACAACCUGCUCGCCGAGAAGAACCGCCUGCACAAGGCCUACGCCGACCGCCCCAUUGACGACAACAGAGCUGCUUUCUACCGCUGUCGCCGUCUCGUUCAACAGCGACCGCGCGAGAUGCAGGACGCCUGGAUGGCUCGCAAGACAUAG